GAGCCGGCAUUUUAAACCAGCCGAAGUCGUCUGCUGGCUGUCAGUGGUUGAAAGGAAAGCCGUUUCUCCCAGCAAACUCCGCUAUCGUGUGAAUUCAGUGCAUGAGCUAGUGUCAACAUUCGUCCAACAAGAUGUCCGAAAACAGAGCAACAAAAAGCGGAAUUGCCCGUGAUGUGCAGCAGAAGAUCGCCGGCAAGUAUGACAAGGAGAUGGCAGCCAAGUGCAUGUCGUGGCUGGCACGAGUGACAGGGGAGCCUCUCAAUACCAGCGGAGAAAUGGACACCGUCUACGAGGCGCUUGGCGACGGCUAUGUACUGUGCAUCCUCGCCGACAGGAUCAAACCCGGCUGCGUGCCGGCCGGCAAGCUGAAGAAGCGUCCCGCCAUGGCCUUCGCCAAGAUGGAGAUGAUCGAGCUGUUCAACCAGAAGAUCAAGCAGCCGCCACUCAGCGUGCCCGAGCACGCAUGCUUCGCGACCCCUGACCUCUACGAGAAGCAGAACAUGGUGCAGGUCAUCACGUGCUUGGAGUCUGUCGCGCGCAAGUGUCAGGCCCCUGAUAUCCCUGUCGAGGGUUUCGGACCCAAAGAGGCAGAGGCUAACCGCCGCGAUUUUUCGGAGGAGCAGCUGAACCAAGGCAAGAACAUCAUCGGACUGCAGAUGGGAAGCAACAAGGGGGCCUCUCAAUCUGGCCAGAACUUCGGCAAAGCUCGACAUAUUGUGGACUGAACGCCAGCUGACAAACCUCUUCUCUGCCACACACAAUCCACACAGCCUCCUGACCACACAAUUCAUUUCAGGCUGUGACUGAAAACAAACUGUCUGGAGGGCUCAUGGGUUACAUUAUGUAUUUCUUUCUCUUUCACCAUAGGAGUCUAUUACAAAUUUACAGACUUUACUAAUUAGUUGGGACAAUUUUAAUAGUUAAACAGAUGUUCUUUGAGUCUUGAAGGCUAAUGUUUCAAAGAAGCAUUUCUUAGGUAGAAAUAUACUUGAAAAACGAAAUGCGCCAGCAAGUAAGCAACUUUUAGAAGUCGAUCAGUGCAGCACAGGGGCGAUAACCAGCGUCUUUAGCUUUCGGGCCGCAACACCUGCGAUGCUUAAAGCAUCCUCAUUAACGAUUUUAAAAAAUUAAACUUGACAGACUGGACAUUUUUCUGCUUAUAAGCAGUAAGCUAAACACUUCGAGAAUGUUCUUUCACAAGUAGACUAGGAAACCCUACCUGUAGCACAUUCAGCGCAAAUAUUGCAGUUUGCUUUAAAUGGCCAUUUUGCAUGUCUGAGAUAGAUAAAGUUCAGUAAGCUAAGCAUGUAACCGAACAUACUUUUCUCAAAGACUAUGCAAUGCAAUGAGAGGUACACGACUGAGUUUGAAGAGUGGGAAAUGGCCGUUGUUCAUUGGCUGCUCUCGCUUUUUAUGUCAUUCCGUAAUCUCUCUCGUUUUUGUUUUGCCAGAAUUGUGUACAGUCCCAAUAGGCACUCCAAGUCCUUUUGCCACAUAUGUUACGAGUAUAUUUCAGUAGUGCAUUGGUAUAUGGCAAUAUUCUAUUUGCGUGGCGCGCAAUACUGCAGCUUAGAGGUCUGGGUCGCUACCGUAAGCUCGCAAACUAAGGGGCAGCUCUGGUUGGACACGAUUUUACAGGUGUACCAUAAGAGUGCAUGCUGAGAUGGGAACAGGAGCCGAAGUAGUUGCCUGUUAGCAUGUGGCGCUGGCCUGUUUCUCUCACUUCAGGGUGUAGGCCAAAAUUCGCCACUUAAGUUGCCGAAAGGGCAAAAUUUGCCACUUCAUGUUGUUGAGGGACCAGCAGUUGCUGCCUCAGGUUGCGAGACUUUCUGACACGACAGAAGACCUUUAAAAGCCCGAUACUGAUUGUAGUGGUGCUAAUGUGUUUCACACUAUGCUGUCUGCUGGCAGUGCGCACACACACAAACACAAAUACACACGCGCGCAUGUUCGCACAUACCACACAACACAACUACAUAACGAGUUUCAGUAACCGUUAAAGCAAUAUUUAUUGUAAUGAUUAUCCUUCAUUCCACCUGCAGGCUAUCUGUACAACCUUUAAGUCGUCUGCUAAAAUUCCCAGGCAUUCUCCAAAUAUUAUUCUAUGUAUCGUUGUCUGCUUCAUAGGCUGUGUAUAUUUGAGUGGGUUUUUUUUUUUCAUCAUACCAUAUUAUUCAUAUUCGUCAUUUUUUUCAUCGGGGACCAACUUACGCCUCUAAUGCUCUUGCAACCAGUCCGAUUUCUUCUUUGCAACGAGCACUUAAUAUCAUUUCUUUUGCGGACAGAUCAGUCACGUGCCUUCUCUCUUCAAUGUGUUAAGUAGCAGCAAAACAGACAACACUAUCAUUUCAUCCUUUCAAGUUAAUAGUGAAAUUAAAUAAAAGCAAACUUUUUACUUUUUCAUUGAUGGGUUGAUCUCGGAAGCUGUAAGAAAAUGGCGAUCGCGUUGUUUGAAAAUCGCAAUGUCUUUACAGAUGUGCUGAGCAUUUGACUUUUAAGUGUAAAGCCUGUUUAAGGCCCAGUUUAGCAUAGCAAGACACCAGAGACAGGGUGGGGAAGGUGUUUAGCAUCUGACAGUCGGGCUCUAGGAAGCCACCUGAACAAUGUUGCGGGACCAGAAGAGAGGACAUGAUGCCAGUAGCCUCUACACUUCUACUUACCGGGUUAAUCUGUAAAACAAGCUAAUGAUGUGAAAUCAUGGCUUUUGUCCAUUCGUUUAAUUUCUUCUCAUUUCAUCAUGGCUGUAUGAAAGCCAUUUUCUGUGGAACCACUGAGAACUUCGAGCAAGUGAUAUGUCUCCUUUUUGCUGUUGUUUCUUCCCGCCUGUAAUCGGCAAAGGCAGUUUGUCAAAUAAAUGAUCUGUGUCCUUAAA
Molecule: messenger RNA, 2872 nt
Organism: Pomacea canaliculata
Lineage: Eukaryota; Metazoa; Mollusca; Gastropoda; Architaenioglossa; Ampullariidae
Product: myophilin-like
Exons: 4
Coding region: 132-725 (197 amino acids)
Molecular function (GO): protein binding
Source: RefSeq, a predicted model, not a curated record